AUGUCUGAAUCCCAGUCUAAGGAGCCUCAGGCAUUUGAGGGCUCCAAACUGCAUUCUGCAUGCUUCCUAUACCCUGCGAUAGAUAACCAUGCGCACCCACUGCUUGCAGAAGAGCAUCGUGAUAAGUUUGCAUUAGAGGGUCUUAUAUCCGAAGCACAAGGACCCGCUUUGACUGAAGAUUCGGUCCACACUCUUGCAUGUCUGAGGGCUGUUCGACAGCUCAGCAAAAUCGUAGACCUGGGUUCAGAGAAAACUUGGGAAUCGUACAAAGCAGCUCGAUCUAAAUUACCCUACAGAGACCUUUGCCAACGAUUUAUGGACAAGAAAGCCACCAAAACACAGUGCAUUUUUCUUGACGACGGUCUGGGAAAUGUGGACGAAUUUGCGGAAGGAUGUGAAUGGCACGAUCAGUUUACCAGCAGUCCCACCAAGCGGAUCGUUCGUGUCGAGAUUGUUGCUGAGGGAAUCCUGACAUCCAUGCUCCAAUCGGCUCAAGCAGUCAACCAUGAUCUGCUCAACACUUUCAGCCGAAGCUUCGAAGAAAGUUUGACAAGCAGCGCCAAUGAUUCUUUGGUGGUUGGUUACAAGUCCAUUGCCUGCUAUCGGACUGGGCUCGACAUUACUGUCUCCGAGGACGUCCAAGGAGCGGUUGCAUGUCUUGCGGAAGUGAACCAUUCGUUCACAGAAUCAGGAAAGAUUCGGCUGGCGCACAAAGCAUUGAACGACCACAUUGUGAGAAUUGCGUUGAAGGUAUCCGGCGAAUGUGGCAAACCUAUUCAAUUCCACACUGGACUCGGCGACAACGAUCUGUCUCUUAAUCAUGCGUCACCCGCACAUCUGCAACCUGUUAUCAAGGCAUUUCCAAAGACCCCAUUCGUUCUGCUCCAUUCUGCUUACCCAUUUACCCGCGAAGCGGGCUACCUGACAGCAGUUUACUCGAACGUGUGGCUUGAUUUCGGAGAGGUCUUUCCGUUCGUCAGCGCUGCAGGUCAGCGUUCGAUAAUCCAACAAGUGCUUGAGUUGGCACCAACAAAUAAAAUUUUGUGGUCGACAGACGGUCAUUGGUGGCCAGAGUCUUUCUACCUAGGUUGUCUGCAAGCAAGAGAAGUUCUAUGGCAAGUUUUAUCCGACUACCUACGUCGCGGGGAGUUAUCGGAGGACGAAGCGGUUCUGAUCGUUCAAAACGCGUUGUUCCAUAACGCGAAUAAGUUGUACAAGCUGGCGUUGGAGCCAAAUUUGACCGAGUAG
This is a messenger RNA of Mycena indigotica, 1248 nucleotides long. RefSeq names its product CBM1 domain-containing protein. Bases 1 to 1248 code for a protein of 415 amino acids. The transcript has 7 exons. The record is from RefSeq and is a predicted model, not a curated record. NCBI's taxonomy places the organism in Eukaryota, Fungi, Basidiomycota, Agaricomycetes, Agaricales, Mycenaceae. Gene Ontology annotation, molecular function: hydrolase activity.